Blepharisma stoltei is the source of this 13820-nucleotide messenger RNA. NCBI's taxonomy places the organism in Eukaryota, Ciliophora, Heterotrichea, Heterotrichida, Blepharismidae. The record is from the annotation of a GenBank genome assembly.
AUGGAAAAUAGAAAACUAAUUCUUCCUUUUCUUACAAGGCAUUCCAGUCACAACUCAAAUGGAAGUUCUGAAGGGAAGCUUGAUAAAGAACUCCCCAUAAAUUUGCCAUCCUCAAAUAAAUCAAUUCCUAAACCGCCAUCUGAAAAAUUAGAAAUCUCAUCAAGAUAUGAAGGAAAUUCAAGACAAUUGAAAAUCUCAGGCGAAUUAAGAAAAUCCAGAUCAAAAUCCCCAAAACUUGUACAAUCCAAUAGAAUUUCAAAUCUUUCAACCCCAAGAUCAAGCAUUCAGCCAACUCCCAGAUCUCAGCAACUGCAAAUUUCGAAAAAUUCAUUUGGAGAUAAAAAAGCCAUAGCUGAGAUCCCAAAUCCUAGGGAACAAAUAGCAGAGCUUAUAAUGCAAAUUCAGAAAAAAAACUCAAUGCCUAUUGCUGUAGAAAAGCAAUUUCAAGAUAAUAAAAUUAUUUUAAAACCAUUUGAAAGCCCUCCAGAUGACCCAUCAGGAACAACAAUCGUGACAAAUCACGGGUUAUUUGAAAUACCAAAAGAAAAAAACGCACCAUCUAAAUGGGUAUCGAAAAAGGAUUUUAUUAUGGAAAGCUACUUUAAGGACGUUUUUUCUAAACUGCCAUUUGUUAUGAAUUUUAAUAAAAGAAAAAAUCUAGCAAAAUGGCUGAAAGAGACGAGAAAGGCAAAUUUUGAAAGGAAAAGAGAAGAAUUAAUAAAUAAUUUUUGGGCAUCAAGAAAAUUUUUUGCUAAAAAUUAUCAGCGUUUAAAAGGACAUUUAACAAAAAUCGCUGAAAUAGUAGGGGUUGAAAUAAAAGAAGGCAAUAUCUAUGGAAAACGGCAUAUAGAAUUCAGCUCAAGGCAGCAAGCUUGUAUUAAUGAAAAUGGCCGAAUUUUUGACAGAGAAAGCACAGGGAUUUCUGAUAUAGUCACAAUGAAUUCAGAAGAACUCUCGAAAAUCCAAGCAAAAGAAAGAGAAGAUUUCGUAGACCGCCAAAUCACAGAAAAACUUGAAGGCAAAAAAGACACUUUUAUAGGGAUCAGCUCAAAAAAGAAAAAUAGCAAGGAUAUUCGUGAAGAAAACAUAAAGCUGCAAGGCAAACUUAUUGAUGGUUUUUUGCACUAUGUAAAGUUAAUAUUUAUAAGGGUAAGCGGAUAGCCCACUAGUCUGCCUAUCUGGCAUAAACCCGCCUAAACUAAGGACUAGCUCCUAGGAUAGAGCUACCUCUUAAUGAUACCCUACUAUAAGCAAGACUAAACACUAUGUAAGACUUUCCUAUUUUAACUCAGUCAUAGAAAUGAUAGAAGAAACAAGCUUACAAUUUGCUGCCAAAAUGUGUGGCCCAAGAAAGCCAAGAUUCGAAGUUAUUAUGGUCAUAAAACAAAAUUUAAACGUCGACCCUGAGCUUGCUAUUUUGAAAGAAAUAAUUUUAGGCUCAAUACAAAAUUUUAUAUUAUCAAUUUUUACUAAUCGGCAAAUUAUCCAUACCCAAUCAGUCAUUUUAAGCUCUUUCAAGCUCCAAAAGCCUAUUAAAAUGAGCUAUAAUGUAUUUAUUAAUGAAAUUUUAGAACAUAAAGGAUUGGUAAAAAAAUGUCAUGAAAAUUUAGAAAAGGAAAUUGACAAAGAUAUGAAAGCUUCUCAAAAGACAAUUGGGAACUAUAGGGGUUUUCCCUAUAUGGUCCGAUAAGGGCCGUGGGCUCUCCGUGGAAUCCCUAUGUUGGUCAAACCAACUCUGUGCGUUGGUUUGACCAAUUCACUGGUUAGUUCAACCAGCAGAGAGAUUCCACGAAGAACCCACGGCCCUUAUCGGGCUAUAUAGGAAAAACACUUAUACCUUCAUUUGGAGCAGAUUAAGACUGUUGGAGAAAAAUGGGUAGUUCAGUUAAAAGACAAGAAUUUCGACGUCGUUUCCUUUUAUAAAGAAAAUUUUGAACAGUUUAAUAACUUUUUCUCACUCCCCCCCCCUCGAAGUUCGACCAAGAUAUAGGGAAAAUUCCUAUUUUUUUGGAAAAUUAACCCCCCUCAAAGCUCGACCAAGACCUAUAUAAAUUUACUAGGAAAAUAAGCAAUUUUUCAAAAAUUUUAAACUAUGUGGGGGUGAGCUUGCGAUUUUUGUAUUCAAGCUCUAAAAAAGCGUUACAAAACCAUCUUGCACUAUUUUUUCUAACCCUUACACACCCUCUCAACCAUACAGAAGAAUAUGAUAAAUUUUUUGUUUUAACUACUAAAUUAUAUAAAAAAAAUUCUAUAUAAUUUUUUUUAAAAAAAUUUUUCUUAACCCCCUCGAAGUUCGACCAAAAAAAAUCUUGGUCGAACUUCGAGGAGGGGACUCAACAAAUUGAAGAAAUUUCUGUUUUAAGCACAGUUUCUGGAAUGAUUUCAGUAGAAACUGCUACAAUAAAAGCCCAUCUCCAAGAAAUCCCAAAACUCGUGAUUUCUUCUUUAAAAGAACGAUUAUUAGAAAUAAUUUCCCAUGAGUCCUCAGACUUAAAAACUGAAAUUUUUUCUUUUCAUAAAAUCCUUGAGGAUAAAGCUGCGUCUCUUCCACAGUUUGCUGAACAAGUAAAUGCGACGACAUCUAUUAAAGAAACUAAGCUACAAAAUUGGGAAAAAAGGCUGAUGUUUAUUAAUGAAUGCUCAAAUUUGUGUAGAAAAGAAAAAGUGAGGAUCCCAGCAAAUACAGUGGUAGCAAUUGAUGAAAUUAAGUCAAUAAUAAAAAUUAUUCCAGUACAGAUAAUAAAAGCAGAGCAGCAUUAUCAGGAAUAUGGAAACCUGUUUGAGGACCAAAUGAAUGCUGGGUCUGCAAAAUUAGCUAAAAAAAUAUUCCUAUUGGCAUGAUUAUACCUAUUUAUUUUUUAAAAAUAUCAAAAAACGGUAUUUAAUAAAAAAGUAUAAAAAAAUUUGAACAAAAUUAUAUACAAAGAUAUCUGCAAGACAUAGAUAGGCUUGAUCAGCCUGAUUUAACGUUAAAAGAGCUGACAAAAAGAGAAGAAGCACUGGCUACUAUGAAGCAAAGGGUAGAGAUGAUAGAAACUUUUAGCUCAGCUUUAAUUAAACUUAAGCCAAAAGACCUUACAAUAAAGCAAACUGUCUGCAGAAAAAAAUUUGAUGCUCUAUUUUUACUGCAUUGUGAUACUUUAAAGCUGUGAAAACUGACCAAUUAUUGGCGAAAACAUUUAGAAAAAUGGAUGCUGACUACUUUUGAAAAUCUUGACGUCAAAAAAAUGUGCAUAAAAGCUGAAAAAAUCAGCAAAAGGCUUGGCGAUGGCUAUUUUGAAAGCAAAAAAUUCCCAAAAGCAGCAGAGCGAGCUCUUAAAUUAGUCACCGAAGAAAUCAGCAGCUUGACCUCUAUAUCAAGCCUACUAUUAGAUUUAAAAAGUGACUCUUUAAAGCCUAGACACUGAGAAAUGAUAUUAAAAGUCAUAAAAAAGCCUGAACUCUUAAAUUUUGCAUUUAAAUUACAAGACCUCACAGAAGUAGGCCUGAUUAAAUAUAUCCCCAAAAUAAAAAAUAUUUUAGAAGAUGCUUAUGAAGAGUCCAAAUGUGAAGCCAAUUUAAUUUCAAUAAAAACCAUUUGGGACUCCAUGGAGCUUUCAUUUGAAGAAUCGAAAAAUGGAAGCAGCAUGCAUGUGUUAGCUAAUGUAAAAGAAAUAGAAAACUGGAUAGAAGAGCAUAUUAUUACUAUAGAAAACAUUGAGCAAGCUAUGAAUACGUCACAUAUCCAAGCAGAAAUAGAAGACUGGAAAGUAAAACUUACUCAAAUGAAGCACGUCUUGGAUUUGUGGGAGUCUUGUCAGAAUUCGUGGCUGCAGCUUGAGCCUAUGUUUAAUUCAGAACAUAUGGGAAAUACAACUUCUAGUGAAAUUGAGGCGUUUAAAGAAAUGCAAACUAAUUUAAAAAGACUUGUGUGGGCAGCUCAGCAAAAUACGAAAGCUACUUAUAAUUUGCUUUUACCUGGCAGGGAUAAGCUUUUUGAAAAAAUACUUGAAGGAAUUUCAAAUUUGAAAAAAAAUAUUAAAGGCUUCUUAGACAGUCACAGAUUUAUUCUAUUUUCCUUAAAUUUGUAUAUCCUCCAUUUAAAAUUAAUUUUUUUUUUUUUUUUUAUUUUUUGCUAUACAUUUCCUAGAUUUUUCUUUUUAUCUGAUCCACAGCUUUUGCAAUUUUUAUCAUAUGUCCAUACAGAGCAACAAUUUGAUAAAUAUUUAUCAUUUUUGUUUCCAGGAGGUUCUAAAUUUCUAAUUAAAAAAUUUAGUUAUGAAGAAGCAGCUAGUGCUGAAGAAUUUGAAUUUGAGCUGAGUUCUUCUGAUUUAGAAAAUAAAGAUGAAAUUGAUGAUUUUCUAACUCCCCCCCCCCCUCCGUGAGCGAACAAAACCAUUAGAAAAAUCGCUAUUUUUUGACCAAAAACCCACCCUCCGUGAGUGAACAAAAAUUUUUUUAAUAGAAAAAAUUUUAAAUGAAAAAAAUUUUGAUAUAUAAGUGAUAAUUAGUAUAAUGAAAUCUAGAGCUAAUUCUGUUUAAUUUUUAAACAAAUUGCGUUUUAAAACAUAAAUUUUGCAAAUUAAAUUAAUAUUUGCUUCCCAAUUUUUGCAAAUUAGGAUUUUUUUAAAUUUCGAAAAAAAUAUUUUUUAUAAAAUUUAUAUAUAAAUUUUUUUUAAAAAAAAAAAAUUAACCCCCCUCCGUGAGUGAACAAAAUUUUUUUGUUCGCUCACGGAGGGGGGGGGGGGAGUAAGCGAUUUAAAAGCUGAUGAUACUCAAAGUGAAGGAAAUAGAAAUUUUAUAACAGCAAAACAAAAACUGAAAGAAAAAUGCAUGAAAAAUGUGAAUCAAGGAAAAUUUUUGUAUGAAAUUAUGGGUAUUGAAGGGUUUAAUGGAGAAAUUUUAUUUUUUGAAAAAUCUGUUAGUAUUGUUGGAAGUGUGGAAGCAUGGCUAUUAGAAGUUGAAAAAGAAAUGAAAAGCACUUUAGGAAAUAUGGUAAAAGAUACAGUGUCUUAUUUUUCUAAACAAAGUUUAGAUGAAUGAAUUUUGGAUUUCCCCCAACAAACAGUUUUUACUGCUUUAAUGCUUGUGGUUACAAGUGAAAUUACUGAAAUUAUGAAAGACUACCAAAACCAAAAAGGCUCUGAUUCGAGUGAUAAUGAAAUUGAAAUCCCCAAUGAAGAAAUUGACGAAAAAUUCACCAGAUCUUUUUUUACAAAUAGCCAAUCUAUUGAUAAAGAAGCGCUUAAAAAAGAGCUUCAGUCUAAAGGCUAUAAAGGCUUAUAUACAAGACUGCAGUUUUGGAUAAGUCAGAUUGCAAAAAGUUUAAAUUCAAAUCAAAGCAUUAACUCAUAUCAAAUAAUGUGCUUAAGGUCAGUGAUUUAUUAUUUAAAUUAUCAAUCAGAUAUAGUAAAUUCUCUUUUACUGAAAAAAAUUUACUCAAAAGGCGAUUUUGAGUGGAAAAAAAUUUUCAGAGCAUAUUGGAAGCCUUCUGUAAAUAAAGUUGAAUUGGAGUGUGGAGAGACAAGUAUUCUUCAAGAAAAUGAAUAUUUAGGAAGCUCAUAUAGGCUACUUUAUUCACCUUUAACAACUAGAUAUUUUGUAUUUAUAAGCAGUGCUCUUAGAGAAUUAUCAUUAGUUUUAUUUAAAACUAGCCCAUGCGUUGAUUCAGCUUUUGAUAUUUUUGAAGAGUUCUCAAAUCUUUGUGGAAUUGCAAGCUCAAAAGUUUAUAUCAACAGCAAUACUUCUAUGACUAUGCUUCUAAAAAGGCUUAAUGGGGCUGCUCACUCUGGCAUAUGAAUUGUUUUCGAGCACCUGGAUAAUCUCAGUCUCCACAAUUUACAAAUUUUAACAAAAGAAGUCCAAAUGGUGAGGCAGCAAUUUAUAGCCUCAAAUACAAUUAAAAAUUAUAAUUAUAAAUUUGCAGCUAUGUUUUCUAUUUCUCCAUUGCAAUACCGCCAAGAUAAAGCUUUGCUAUCCUGUUUACAGCUCUCUUUUAGAUCCAUUGAAAUUAUAAAGCCUGACGUGAAAUUUAUAGUGCAGAUUCUUUUAAUUCAAGAAGGGUUCAAAAGUAUAGACACUCUAACUCCCCCCCCCCCCUCCGUGAGUGAACAAAAAAAUUUUGUUCACUCACGGAGGGGGGUUAAUUUUUUUUUUUUAAAAAAAAAUUUAUAUAUAAAUUUUAUAAAAAAUAUUUUUUUCGAAAUUUAAAAAAAUCCUAAUUCGUAAAAAUUGGAAAGCAAAUAUUAAUUUAAUUUAUAAAAUUUAUGUUUUAAAAAGCAAUUCGUUUAAAAUUAAAUAGAACUAGCUCUAGAUUUCAUUAUACUAAUUAUCAUUUAUAUAUCAAAAAUUUUUUCUAUCAAAAAAUAUUUCUAUUAAAAAAAAUUUUUGUUCACUCACGGAGGGUGGGUUUUUGGUCAAAAAAUAGCGAUUUUUCUAAUGAUUUUGUUCACUCACGGAGGGGGGGGGAGUAAGUACAUUAAUGAAAAAUCUUAUAAAAAUACUAAUGGAAAAAAUAGAUCCUAAUAUUUCUGUAUCAGUGAAAGCUAUCAUGAGUAUACUAUAUUAAAUUAAAUUUAUUAGGAAUUGAUUUAAUGCUAAUUUUCUUGCCCUUUAAUCGUAAAAUAUUAAAAUUAAAUCUACUCAUUAUAUAAUAUAACAAAUUAUUUUAUUUUAAUAUUAAUAAGGCGAAUUAUCAUAUUUUUUUGAAAAUAAGAAAUCACUAUAAUAAGCCUCUAUUUAAUUUAUUUAAAGGUUUAUAUAAUAAUUAUCGCUAAAAAAAUGAUAAACCAAACUGAAACUGAUAUAGAAUCCAGAGAAAUUUCAGCAUUAGCAAAUGCCGCAAAAUUAUUUUUUUCAAAUAAAAUAAUUUCUGCGAAUAAUAUAGGACCUAAAAUUACUAAAGAAAAGACCUAUGAAAUUUUAGAAAAUAUUGACGACACUGUAGGAAUGGUUUUUAGAAGGAGACAAAAAACAGGAUUUGAGAUGCCUGAGCUUAGAAAAUUGAUAGGAAAAAGUGCAGAAGAAAUGGGAUUAAAUUUAUCAGACUUGCAGCUAAAAAAAUGCGAAGAUAUAUAUUACGGACUAAGAAUAAACCGUGGAUUUAUCAUUCUAGGUCCAAAUACAACUGGGAAAUCUACCAUGCUUGAAUUAGUUGCAAAAAUUCUUAAAAAUGUAUAUAAUUUUGAAAUUAAUCAAAUAGAAAUAAACCCAAAUACUUUUACUGAAAAACAGCUAUUUGGAUCAAUGGAGCCUCAGCAAAAUCCAAAAGAAGGGAUUUUAUCUAAAAUUUGUGAAGAAGCUUUGCAAAGUGACUCCAGAUUUCAUUGGCUGAUACUUGACGCAAAAUAUAUGCAAUCAUGAUGGGCUGAAUUGUUUUUACCAUUAUUUGAAAACUCUUUAACAAAUUUGAACGAUUUUCAGUCUUUAGAUUUGUCUGAUUUUUUGCCAUCUUCCAAGUCUUUGCUUUCUGCAAAAACUGAUAUUUUAGCAUUUCCAAAUAUGACAAAUCUCCAAUUUCCAAAAAAUAUGUCAAUUAUCUAUCAGACAACUGAAAUCUCUUCUAUGUCUCCUUCAUUUCUUAACAAAGUAGGCAUUUAUUUUUUCGAAGAAAAAUCUCUUACCUCUUGUGAUAUUUGUAUAUUUUCUUUAAAAUCAAUAUGCCAAAAAUAUUUAAAAUACGGAUUACACCCUAAAUUUAUUAUAGAAAUUUUUUCCACAAAAAUCAAAAAAAUGAUAGAAAAUAUUGAAGUAUGUUUUUCAGAGAAUCCAGGGUGAAAUUCAAAGGUUCUUUCUCUAUCAUUUGUAAGGAUAUUUCAAAUGGUAAUGGAAGUUAUGGUAACCCAAGCAUUUGUAGCUGUUGGAGAAGAAGAAGGGAUGUAUUCUCCUUCAGAUGUAGAGCUAGAACAGUAUGCGAUAAAAAAUGCUUCCACUAAACCAAUAUUAAUAGAGUAUUAUUCAAGAAUAGAAAUUGGGAUGAUUUAUACUUUAAUUUGGUCUUUUGGGGCCUGCUUAAACUCGGAUGAUAAAUCAAAAUUUUCAACAAUAAUACAUAAACACAUCGCUAAUUCAAGCUUCAAAUACAAAUUUCCAGAAAAUUCAGACAUUUUCAAUAUUUUUAUUGACUGGACUGAUAUUUCUUUUCAUACCUUCAGUGAGGCUCCUUUAGCACAAAAUUCGCUUUCCCCAUCACUUUAUAUUAUGAUUCCUUCUCUGGAAUUAACAAGGUCAGCUUUUCUACUAAACAGCAUAAUCCUAGUAGAAAAUUCUUUAAAUACCCAAAAAUAUAUACAACUCAUAGGAGAAUCAGGAUCAGGAAAGACUUCUCUUGCUCAAUAUAUUUCUAAUAUAAACAUUGAAAAUUACAGUACAACUGUCCAAACAGUUACCCCACAUCUGUCUGUUACCCAUCUACACAGCUCAGUGCUAAAUCUAGUAAAUAAAAAAGGUUUUGAUAGAAAAUUACUUUUAGUUAUAGAAGAUGUCCAUUUAGACGAAAAUUAUAAAAAAAAUAUUUUGGAAGAUCUAAAAUAUUGGGCCAAACAUGAAGGAUUUUUUGAGCCAGAAGACCUAGAUUUUAUUCAUAUAAAAUCUGCAGAUUUCAUUACCACUUGUCAGCCACAAAACUUAGAAUCUUUAUCACUUGACUCAAAUAUUCACAAAAUUUUCCUUGAAGCCCCUAAUACCCAUAUUUUUAAACAAAUUUUAGUAAAUUGUGUAUUUCAGAGAAAAAACUCUGUAGAAAUCUUAGUGCAUAGAUAUUUGAAAAUUAUUAUCAGCAUUAUUUGUCAUAUGAAAAAAGAUUUUUCUGAUAAUUUUAGCUUUAUGAGGGUAAUUAAAAAUUUCAAAAGUUUUUUAUAUUUUUCGAAAAACUGCGAAUGAAGUGAAGGAAAUGAGCUAAAAGAAGAAGACAGAGUCGCCGAAAUGCUGGCUUAUGAGCUCAAAAGAGGAUUUAAAGAUUCUAUUAAAGACAAAAAAGAGUUCGACUUAAAAAUUUCAGAGCAUAUUAGCAAUAAACUAAAAGUUAACAAAAUGCAGGCAGGGCUGCUGUAUGGGGAUUAUAUUUCUGAGAAUCAAAAAUAUAAUUCUAGUUUUGUGUACUCGAGAAAAUUAGUAGCAGAUAUAGAGAAUAUCCAAAAUAUAAUUAUAGAAAAGAUCAAUAAGUACCCAGGGAUGACUGAAAAAAAGUUUUUGUCAAUUGUGGCUUACUGCUUAUACCCUUCUGCUAUUGAAAGAAUUUGGGCUAUUUGUAGAAUAAUACAAGAAGAAGGACUGCAUGGGAUUCUGCAAAUUCCUGCAGGUAACUGAUAUAUAUUAAAUGACGACGUGCCAGCUUGCACUCUUGGUACCACAGUCCACAUCUUAAAGUAACGGCAAACUGGAACGGAUUUGAAAGCCGAGAAACAAGUCCAGCCUUAGCAAAUGUUUAUUAGGUAGGUUUUGGCUGCUUUCCUGCAACUAGAAAUGGAGAUGCUCAGCAAUUUACCAAGAAGUUGGGGGUUCAGCUGAACCAUAGGAAUUACUAUAACUGCCAAAUGAAGGCACUUUUGCGCUGAUAGACUUCAAAGAGCUAAUCCCUGAAAACAAGUUGCUCUUAAUCAUCCAUUGUAGGUCACAGAAAUCCAUAAGCUGCCCAUUCAAGACUGAAGCCUCAAUGCAAGGAGGUGACAAAUGCACCAGUUACGACUAGGCUUACUAGGAAAUUUAUCUCAAAUUAGAUAAACCUCUGUGCGAGAGGUCUUUGGUAGCUGCGUCACAAUAUGGCUAGCACUGCCUUUAAUAAUCCAAUCUUACUCCUUCAGGUAACGGUGCAUAUGAAUGUGUCCAAGCCGCUUGUAUAUUAAAACAAUGCAGAAUUAUUGAAAUCGAUAGAGAUUUUACUGACUUUCAAGCAAAAUUCGAAGAAUCAAUUUUAACUAUUUUUGAAAAAAUGAAAAAUUCUGAACAAACCCAAUGUGUAUUUUUAUUCCAAAUUUCUCCAUCAAAAUACGAAUCUUAUCUUGACCUAUUAAAUUGGUUUAUUAUUUCAGAUUUACAAGAUAUCAGCCUUUUCUCAGCAGGAUUUCUAGAUAAACUUUCAAAUAUAAGCCAAGACAAAUUAUUCCGCUCCAAAAUUUUAAAUUCCGAUGAAAAUCCUAUCCUAAUUGUGCUGAAAUUUUUAAAAAAAUAUUUUCAUAUAAUUAUUCAGAUUUCUUCAUUAGAAGAAUACAAAACUUUUUUAUUACGAUAUCCCAAGCUUAGUGAUAGAUGUGAAAUUAUUAUUGAAUAUUCUCAGCCAGACUAUGGAGAACUUUCACAUAUGGCUGAAAAUUAUUUAAAAAUAAGAGGCAUUGAAGACGUAGGGCUUGCAGAAGUUAUGACAGAACUGUUUAUGCACGCAAAAGGCUCAUAUGAAAGAAAUGAAUUUGUUGAUGCCAGCGAAAGGCCAGAUCUGGAUAAUUUUAUUUGCACUAAAAGACUGGUGGAUUUUAUUGAUAAUUUUUGUAACAUGUAUUAUCAAGCUCAAGAAAAGAUUAAAAAAUAUAGAUCAAACCUAGAAAAAGUCCUGGAAAAAACAAAAAUUUUCCAGUCUAUGCAUGAGCAGCUUGGCAAUAAUAUGUCGUUUUUACAAGAGCAUUCAAUGAAAACCUCUUCAAAUAUCAAUCUUACCCGUGGGCAAAUAGAAAAACUAAGAAAAUCUCAGGCACAAAAGCAAGAGCUGAUUGAAGAAAAAGAAAGACUAAAUGCUGCUUUACAGUCUGAAUUAGAACAUUUACAGAAAGAAAAUGAAGAAAUUGUGGCUUCAAAAGAUAUGAGACUAGAACAGACUUUCAAUGCACUAGUUCCUUAUUUACAGCAAACAAGCUAUAUUCAAGAUUUUUUUAAAGCCAAUGAUGAAAAAAAUGUAAGGCUUUUUCACAUUUUGGCUGCAAUAAUAGGAAAAGAUGAAGAAGGAAAUUUAUUAUGCAAUUUAACCUCUAUAAAGAUAUUAUAACAUAUUUUUUUAAAACAAAAUUAUUUAUUAUAAAUCAACAUAGAAAUUUUUGAGCAGCCUUCAUCACUUAUUGGUUCUUUAAGAAACAAGCAUGAAGGACAGUUAUCACGAAGGGUUUUAAAUGUGCUCAGUGAAUAUGUAAGUAAGGUUGAAAAGAAAACCUACAGAGAUCCAUUUAUGAUGUCUUUAUAUGACUAUUUAGAUUCAAUCCUUCAAAGAAACCAAGUUUUACAGCUAUUGCAGCCCCAAAUAGCCAGAACUGAUGAACUGAAAAACGAAAUUGCUAAUAAUAAUGUCUCUAUUACCUACGCACAAAAGUAUAUUUUAGACAUAGAAAGAGAGCUUCGCAGAUGCAUAGACAGAGAAAGACUGUUCUCAAGCGAAUUAACUAAAAGAAAAGAAAAAUUAAAAACCAGCGAAGUCACCCAUAUAAGAACUGACAAUUUAAUCGCAGCUGUGACUGAAUUAAACACAAAAGCAAGAAACAAGCUUAAUAUCGUUGAAGAAAUUGAGAAAAAAUUGGUUGGCGAUUGUUUAAUUUUUACUUGCAAUUCUGAGUACUUUGGGCAUUUAAAUAUUGCUCAAAGAGUGCAAGAAUGGGCUUCUAUUUUUAGGAAUUUAGAAGCUAGAGAAAUUUUUGCUGACGAAAGAUGGCAGGAUAGCUCAUUUAGCUCGCAGUUGAAGAUUUUUAAAUAUUAUUCGAAGUUUAUAAAUCUAGAACCUUCAAAAAGUGAUGUGAAAUUUGGGAAUUUUUCGGUCUCUGACUCACAGAAUUUGAUGAAAUUGUCAUCAAAUUAUUGGUUUGGCCAUGAUAUAUACUAUAUUUAGUUAAAAAUACAAAAAAUAGCCCAAAAUUAAAUAGAAAUCAUAAAAAUACUUUCAUUUAAAAAAUUUAUUCUUUUUUCCUAUAAAUUUAGGAAGGGCGUAUGAUGAAAUAAGUGAAAUUCUCAUAAAAAAUUUGCUGCCUAAGCAUUAUAAAGAUUUAGAUGAUCGAAAAGAAAAUAUGAGAAUUCUAAAAGCUGAUAUGAAAGAAAGGAAAAAAAGGAAAAAAACUGAGCUGACACUGUGCGAUAUUAAUUUGUUGCAGGACUAUGAUCAUUAUAUGGACCUUUUAAAUGUCAUUAAAGCCAGCGAUGAAUCGAUUCAGAGGUUUUACCUAGCUCAAGAAGACUAUUUAAGCUUUAUGCAGCAAUUUCCAUUGAUUAUUAACCUAGAAAAAUGCCUCAAAAAAUUCAUAAUGCCACAGCUGUUUUUAUAUUUUUAUGCUGGCAUAAAAGAAGAAUUCUCGUCAUUAUUUUCGCUCAUAUAUGCGAUUUAUGUCGGAUUGGCACAAGGACAGAUUAAAGAUAAAGAACUUGAUGAAUUUGAAAAGAAAUUUUGAAAUACUAAAGAAAAUUUACAGAUGGGAACCAUAGUAAAAGAAGCAAAACCACAAAAACUAGAAAAAUCAGAAGCAGAAACUAAUGAAAUUUCUCUAGAUUAUGAAAAAAAUCUAAAAGAAAAAUUAAAUCAAGCUAACAGCGAAGAAGUCUCAAAAAUGAUGACUGUGCUUUUUAACUCCCAUUAUAGUGAAAUUCCUACAUUACUCAGAAUUUUGGUAUCUUUAAAAUCACCUGACAAUAAAACAAAAAAUCUUCUAACUUCCCUUUAAUUAGAAGCAAAGUCGCUAUUUUGAGAAAAAAAGUCUCGUUUUUUUAGUGAGUAUAGCAUAAAUUUUUGGUGCAAACUAUAUUUUAAUAAUAAUUAUAUAAUAAUUAAAUAUCAAGCGAAUUAUAAUAAAUUUCAGAGCUGCAUUCUAAAACAUAAUUUUUAUAUAAAUUAAAUUUUAGUUCGCAUUUUUACAAAUCUGAUCCUUAAAAUCGAAAAUUUUUUUCCUAUAAAAUCUUAAAAAAUUCAGCCCCUUGGAUGCUUUUUCUUGCUAACUCCUCCCCCCCCCCUCCGUGAGCGAACAAAAAAAUUUUGUUCGCUCACGGAGGGGGGUUAAUUUUUUUUUUUUUUAAAAAAAAUUUAUAUAUAAAUUUUAUAAAAAAUAUUUUUUUCGAAAUUUAAAAAAAAUCCUAAUUUGCAAAAAUUGGGAAGCAAAUAUUAAUUUAAUUUGCAAAAUUUAUGUUUUAAAACGCAAUUUGUUUAAAAUUAAACAGAAUUAGCUCUAGAUUUCAUUAUACUAAUUAUCACUUAUAUAUCAAAAUUUUUUUCCAUUAAAAUUUUUUCUAUUAAAAAAAUUUUUGUUUCACUCACGGAGGGUGGGUUUUUGGUCAAAAAAUAGCGAUUUUUCUAAUGGUUUUGUUCGCUCACGGAGGGGGGGGGGGGAGUAAGCAAAGGGAAAGUAAAAGAUUUUAUUAAUGAAAGGCUGAACUUUAUUUCUGAUUUACAUGAUACUAAAAUGACUCUAGAAAACUUAAUAAAAAUCGGUAAUUGGAAGCUACCAAUUGCAAUACACUCACUUCCAGGAGUAAAUAUUAUUAAUAUGCUCUGCUCAUUAGCCAACAACCAUAAUGUUGGCCUAGAAGUAAUUAGAAAACUCAGCCAUGAUGAAAACAAAAUUGAUAGUGACCCUGCUACUUAUGAGCUGAUUUUUUCAAGUGCAAAAGAAGGAAACUGGGUCUUAAUAAGCACUGAGCAAUUUCCUUUUAGCUGAAAAGGCAUUUAUCAACAGCUUAAAGAAUUAAAUGAAAAAAAUGAAAUUAAUGAAGAAUUUAGGAUUUUCUUUGAUUUGCAAGGAUUUAAAAACGAAGAAAUCCCUUGGGGAUUUUUGAACCAGGAAUGCGGAAGAAUUUAUGUGAUAGAAAAAGAUGCUGAAGAAGCUGCAAGGUACUCUGAUAUUUGGAGCAGGUUUUUGUGUGGUGAUGAAAUUUUAAAGAUUAAAUAA